AUGAGUCUGUACGACAGUUUGAUAUUAAAUGGGGUGAUCACAAUGGAGUUUGUGAGAUCUGAAAGGAAUAUUGCAGAUCCUUUCACAAAGGGCCUAAAUAGAAAGGACAUCCUUGAUACAUCAAGGGAAAUGGGUCUAGAACCCAACGAGGUCUGGUGGGUGGUAGCGGUGGCCACUGGCCGGUGUGCUGUGACGGUGGCCGUAGCUGGUAAUGAAGCAUUGUUUGGUGGAUUUACGGUUUGCUCUCCAUCAACACCUAUUAAUAUACUCAACCAAGUUAAUGUUCGUCAAAGUCCAUUCAAAGAGAAUAAUGUGGAAACUGGAGCAACAUCAUUAAAUACAAUCACAAACGUUGCUAGCAACCCAAGUUUAUAUGAUUUGAACAGUACAAUUGAACCAUUCACACCUUCCACUGUCGUCACAAAUUAUCAUUAUUUUGACCUUGGAGAUGCGGCUCAUUCGUGUAAUUAUUGUGGGGCUUUAUUUUGGUGGAAAGAGUGCUCAAAUCAAAAUGUAUCACGCACAUUGCCAAAAUACACAAAGUGUUGCUAUGAGGGCAAAAUCCAAUUACCUCGCAUGAAGGAUCCUCCUCGUGUGCUCGAGAGCCUUUACUUUGAUGAUACUGAACGGAGUAGACACUUCCUCGAUAAUAUUCGAAGGUAUAACAACAUGUUUUGCUUCACGUCUCUGGGCGGUAAAGUCGAUAGGUCCCUCAACACCGGUAAUGUUCCUCCAGUGUUUAAGAUUAGUGGUCAAAAUUAUCACUUGAUUGGAAGCUUGGUUCCAACAGAAGGGUCGAUCCCAAAAUUUGCGCAACUAUAUAUUUACGACAUAGAUAAUGAGAUUAACAAUCGCAUCAAUUCUGUCAGAGAGGAUAGUAACUCAAGGGAUAUCAAUGAAGAGAUUGUUGUCGAAUUAAAGAAUAUGCUAGACCAAAAUAAUGUCUUGGUCAACUGUUUCAGAAUGGCAAGAACUGAGAUCCAAUCUAACCCAGUUGUUGAGGUUAAGAUGAAUUUAAUAGGCAAGCGGAGCAAAGAUGGAAGGACCUACAAUUUACCUACUGCUCAUGAGGUAGCUGCACUUAUUGUCGGGGAUCUAGACCCAUUAAUGAGUGAUUUAGACAUAUUGAUUGAGACCAGGACUGGGCAAUUGAAGAGAAUAAAUCGAUUGAACCUUGCAUAUCUGCCGUUACAGUACCCUUUGUUGUUCCCCUACGACGAAGAUGGUUAUCGCGAAGAUAUUAUAUUCUCUGAUGCAUGGCGCGAACAUCAUCCUGGUGGCAGGAUAAGAAUUAGCCCCAAAGAGUAUUUCUCAUUUUAUAUACAUGAGAAAGUGAAUGAGAAGCAUACAUUGUUGUAUUCUAGGAGGUUAUUCCAACAAUUCUUGGUUGAUGCAUAUACAAUGAUCGAAUAUGCACGCUUGGUAUACAUUAGAACUCAUCAGAAGUCAUUGAGAUGUGAAGCUUAUCAGGGGUUGAGUGAUGCGUUGACAAGAGGAGAAUUAGACCCCACAGCUCGAGGUAAAAGAAUUAUACUCCCAUCAACAUUCACAGGUGGAGCUAGGUAUAUGAUUCAGAAUUAUCAAGAUGCAAUGGCAAUAUGCAAACACAUCGGUUAUCCACACAUAUUCAUUACAUUCACCAGCAACCCAAAGUGGCCUGAGAUUGAGCGUAUGUUUCACACCGUGGCCUUAAAGCAGGGGAUAGACCUGACAUCGUUUGUCGCGUGUUUAAGAUGA
Ipomoea nil (Japanese morning glory) is the source of this 1737-nucleotide messenger RNA. RefSeq lists its product as uncharacterized. Bases 1 to 1737 code for a protein of 578 amino acids. The record is from RefSeq and is a predicted model, not a curated record. NCBI's taxonomy places the organism in Eukaryota, Viridiplantae, Streptophyta, Magnoliopsida, Solanales, Convolvulaceae. The transcript has 7 exons.